Malurus melanocephalus (red-backed fairy wren) is the source of this 1251-nucleotide messenger RNA. It is a transcript of the gene EDN2, whose product is annotated as endothelin 2. Gene Ontology annotation, biological process: regulation of vasoconstriction; vein smooth muscle contraction; regulation of systemic arterial blood pressure by endothelin. The record is from RefSeq and is a predicted model, not a curated record. Gene Ontology annotation, molecular function: endothelin B receptor binding; hormone activity. The coding region runs from base 81 to 608 and encodes 175 amino acids. The transcript is spliced from 5 exons. Gene Ontology annotation, cellular component: extracellular region. Lineage: Eukaryota; Metazoa; Chordata; Aves; Passeriformes; Maluridae.
CAGCUGGAAGGGCCGGGACGGCAGCGAAAGGACGGAAAGCCCAGGAGAAGCCUCGAAGCCGCCAGCGCAGAGCCGCGGUCAUGGGCAGCCACCCCGCCGUGCUGCUGGCGCUCGCCCUGUGCGCCCUCCUGGAAGCCGGUCUGGGCCACCCCCCGGCCGAGCCGCACCUGGCCGCGCCGCCGAGGAGCAAGCGAUGUUCGUGCAACAGCUGGCUGGAUAAGGAAUGCAUCUACUUCUGUCACCUGGACAUCAUCUGGGUCAACACACCAGGGCACACCGCUCCCUACGGCYUGGGCAGCCCGCCAAGGCGGCGCAAGAGGUCCGCGGGCAGGUGCGAGUGCUCCCACUCCAGGGACAGCGUCUGUGCCACCUUCUGCCAGGGGAAGCCCGGGUACCUGCAGAGCCUGAAGCUCCCGGUGAGCUCCGGAGCAUCAGCGAGGAUCCUGCAGAGCGGCACCGCGAGUCCUCCCCGUCACGGGCUGCUGAGAGCUCUCAGGGACCUCAGGCUCUCCGGCCCGCACUCCGGCCAGCACCAGCAGCACUCCCAGAGGGACACACGGCCGCCAGUGCUGCCUUGGGAAAAAACAGUCUGGAAGAAGAAGAGAUAAGAGACGGGUGCACAGCGAGUUCACCAGAAGAAUUUGGCAUCCUGUGGGUGCCACCAGCUCCGCUGCCGGUUGUUAGAGCUGAAGGAAAGCCCGUGAGUGGAAGGGAUGGAAGUGGAAGUCUCCGUGUUCCUGCUGCCUGAACCAGCACUCCAGGGACUGUUGUCAAGGGAAAACUGUCUCCGUGCAGUCAGAGAAGCGUCCUGGAGCCCAACUGUGCCUUUUUGGAUCAGGCAGGGGUGGUGCUGGAGCAGCAGCAGCUGCUGGACUCUGCCCUGGAGCCCUGGGCAGGGCUUGGUGGGUGAAUCAGUGAAUCACAGCCAGGGGCUCUGGGCACUGCUGGACAGGGCAGAACCAAGCCCCUGAGCCCAGCCUGAGCUGCUUUGCCUCGGGACUGGACUUGAGCCCCACUCGGGAGGGUUUGGCUGCUCCCUGCAGCCCCUUUGCACUAUUCCUGUUGUCAGUCAGUGCCUGUGGAUGAGGCUGCUGCGGUGAAACAGCUCCCAGUGUGUAUUUAAGGUUGAUAUCAUCAUCAUCAUCACCAYYCCCUGGAAGGCAGCUGAGCAUUGAGCAGCUGAGAAAUGCCCUGGGGUGAAUUUUCCCCUGGUCCUGCAGGGGCUGUGGUUGAUGUGGAUGGUCAGUUAUC